Molecule: messenger RNA, 1135 nt
Organism: Merops nubicus (carmine bee-eater)
Lineage: Eukaryota; Metazoa; Chordata; Aves; Coraciiformes; Meropidae
Product: serine/threonine-protein phosphatase 4 regulatory subunit 1-like
Exons: 8
Biological process (GO): protein dephosphorylation
Molecular function (GO): protein phosphatase regulator activity
Source: RefSeq, a predicted model, not a curated record
AAUAUGGAUUCCACACUUCACUAUAUUCAUAAUGAUUCAGAUUUAAGCACCAACAGUAGUUUCAGCCCUGAAGAAGAAAGAAAAUCCAAAGUACAGGACGUGGUGCCUCAGGCCCUGCUGGACCAGUACCUGUCCAUGACCGACCCGUCCCGCGCGCAGACGGUGGACACCGAGAUCGCCAAGCACUGCGCCUACAGCCUGCCAGGGGUGGCCCUCACCCUGGGCAGGCAGAACUGGCACUGCCUGAAGGACACCUACGAGACCCUGGCUUCAGACAUGCAGUGGAAGGUCCGUCGGACGCUGGCGUUCUCCAUCCACGAGCUCGCCGUCAUCCUUGGAGACCAGCUGACAGCUGGAGAUCUGGUUCCUGUCUUCAAUGGCUUUUUGAAAGACCUGGAUGAGGUCAGGAUAGGAGUGCUCAAACACCUGCAUGACUUCCUGAAGCUUCUCCAUCUUGACAAAAGACGAGAGUACCUUUACCAGCUUCAGGAAUUCCUGGUGACUGAUAACAGCAGGAACUGGCGUUUCCGUGCUGAGCUGGCUGAGCAGCUGAUCUUGCUUCUGGAUCUGUACAGUGCCAGGGACAUCUAUGACUACCUGAGACCCAUUGCCUUCAGCCUGUGUGCAGACAAGGUGUCCUCCGUCCGCUGGAUCUCCUACAAGCUGGUCAGUGAAAUGGUGAAGAAGCUGUACCUGGCUUCCCCAUCCACCUUCGUGGUAGACCUCAUGAAUGAGCUGGUUGAGAAGUUCUGCAGGUGCCACAAGUGGUCUGGGCGUCAAACCUUCGUCUUCAUUUGCCAGACCAUCAGUGAAGAUGACUGCCUGCCCAUGGACCAGUUUGCUGUGCACCUGCUGCCACACUUGCUCCACUUGGCAUCUGACAGGGUUCCAAACGUCCGAGUCCUGCUGGCCAAAACGUUGAAGCAAACCCUGCUAGAGAAAGAAUAUUUCCUCAAUUCUGCCAACUCUCAUCAAGAAGCUGUGGAACAAACCAUUAUGGUGCUUCAGAUGGAUGAUGACAGUGAUGUGAAGUACUUUGCCAGCAUUCACCCUGCCAGCACCAAGAUCUCUGAGGAUGCCAUGAGCACCACCUCCUCCACCUACUAACAGCCUCUGAAUGUUGCUCUCAUUAAAA